Messenger RNA from Xyrauchen texanus (razorback sucker), 4147 nucleotides. RefSeq names its product EGF-containing fibulin-like extracellular matrix protein 1. NCBI's taxonomy places the organism in Eukaryota, Metazoa, Chordata, Actinopteri, Cypriniformes, Catostomidae. The coding region runs from base 90 to 1214 and encodes 374 amino acids. Gene Ontology annotation, molecular function: calcium ion binding. The transcript is spliced from 9 exons. The record is from RefSeq and is a predicted model, not a curated record.
CUCCUAUAAGAACAUGAUCGCAGGCACUGCAUGUGUGAGAGACUCCAGUGUUCCUAAAGUUACAGUGGAAUAUAUCACACAGGUUCACAAUGCUCGGCAUCUGCUUGUGUUUGAGUGUUGUUGUACACUUAGCAGUGUCUCAGGAGGCAGAGGAGCCAAUCACAUACACGUGCACUGAAGGUUAUGAAUUUGACAUUGAGAAACAAAGCUGCAAAGACAUAGAUGAGUGCAAGACAGUUCAAGAAGCCUGCAAAGGGGGCAUGAAAUGCAUUAACCAUUUUGGAGGAUACCUCUGCCUGCCCCACAAUGCUCGGAUAUUUGUCAGUAAUGGCGAGGAUGAGCCUACUACUGCCCCACCAGUGGCAACAGGUGCUAGAGGAGUUGCUCUGCCUGUUAUACCUGCCAGAAGCGAUUACUCAAGAGUCUAUCAAAGUUCAUCACAUUCAAUCCAGUGUGGUGUUGGUUUUAUGCCAGACUCUCAGAACUACUGCAGAGAUGUGAAUGAAUGUGCUAAUGCAAAUCCUUGCCAGCAACAGUGCUACAAUCUGAUUGGCUCUUUCAUCUGCCAGUGUGAUGUUGGAUUUGAAUUGACUUCAGAUACGGUCUCCUGCCAAGAUGUUGACGAGUGUGAAUUCUCUAACUACAUGUGCCAGUUCCAAUGUGUGAAUCAGCCUGGCGGAUAUAGCUGUGUGUGCCCUGAGGGAUACCAGAUCCAAGCGACACGGAUGUGCCAAGAUAUUAACGAGUGUGAAACGGCACACAACUGCAGAGAUGAUGAAAUGUGUUGGAAUUACUAUGGAGGAUUCCGUUGCUAUCCCAAAAACCCCUGUAGUGAGCCAUACGUAAAAACAGGCGAAGGUCGCUGUAGGUGCCAGUCGCCAAGUGUUUGCCGGGGACUGCCUCCGGUCAUUGUCUACAAGUACAUGAGCAUCUUUUCUGAUCGCUCAGUUCCUGCGGAUAUCUUCCAGAUUCAAGCUACUAGUGUGUACCCCAACAUGGUAAACACUUUCACGAUCAAAUCCGGCAAUGAGGGAGGAGAAUUCUACCUGAGGCGUUCCAGUAAUGUAAGUGCCAUGCUAGUAAUGACCAAGCCUUUGAGUGGACCGAGAGAACAUAUUGUGGAUUUGGAGAUGGUCACCCAGAGCAAUGUCUUGAGUUACCGUUCAAGCUCACUGCUAAGACUCACCAUUAUUGUGGGUCCAUACCCUUUUUAAACCAUCUAGAUAAGCCAAAUCAGCGCCUUGGUUUUAUCUUUGUACUAUAGCUUACUAUAUUUAAAGUGUUCAACACAGCAUGGUUGCCUAAAUGUGAUCUAGAUCAGUGGUUCUCAACUGGUGGGUCGCGACCCAAAAAUUGGUUGCAGGUCUCUGGAGGAGAAAACACGUUCAUAUCUUUUGUUACUGAUGAUCAUAGGCUGUGCGUCCAUUCAAACUCUAGAAUGUUUCACUGCAAAUUCAUGUCUCACAUGGUUGAAGCUAGCCAAAUUAGGCAGAUGACAACAUGGACAGGUAGUGUGACAUGCCCUCAUUCUCAAAACCUAUGAACAAAACUACACAAGAUAAAAGAAGAUACAGCCCAUACUGCAUUAAAUAACAGUCCAUUUGCAGAAGCCUAUUAUUAAAAUUCAGUAUGCUGUUAAGGAUGUUUUGGGACAGUGUUAGAUUUCCAUUGGAUGUCCUAUGUAAAAUCUGGGUCCUAAAGCAAAACCGGUUGAGAACUACUGGUCUAUAUAGUAUAGAAAGUUGCAUAAUUAUUAGUUUCUAAAAGGAUUUGGUUUACCAAACAUAAAAAGUUGGUUGUCUGGGAUCUACUGAAGUUUUCCAAUAAUGUGUACUAUUGAAAAUGGAAGACAAACAUUAUUUGUCUUAGUAGUAAGAGGUUUGCAAGAUUCUGCUGUAUGGAAACUUGUCAGUUUUUAAAGGGAUGGUUUACCCAAAAAUGAAAAAUCAUUUACUUACCGUCAUGGUGUUCAAACUAUAUGACUUUCUUUCUUCCAUACAACACAAAAGGAGACGUUUAGCAGAAUAUUCUUGCUUCUCUUUUCAUAAAUGGGUAUCUGGGGGUAUGCAAUAAAAAAAAUCCAGCCUGGUCUCAUGAAUUUAUGUGACCAUGGCCAAAUUUUUGCAAAACAAAUUUACGUACCUUAUUAUACGUUUGGCUGCAGUUUGCCAGUGAAGUGUCCAGUGGGGGGCGCCAUAAGCGAGUGAAAUGGUGUCGUAAUCAGACAAGGUGUUUUAGGUGACAAUUAAAUGGAGUAUAUUAAUGAGUAAAAUGUAUCUCACCAACCUAAAACUUUAACCUAAACCUAACCAACAGUGAUCUAAAAUCAAAAAGAGAAAUGAAAAGCACAUUUUCUGAAGCAACCACAUGUUUUGAUGUCAUAACAACAGCGUGUGAGUGACAGAACGAAGAAUAAGUGUUUAUAAAAUCAUUAUCAGCAAUUGUAGUCGUGAUUUGUGUGAACGUGAAUAAAGCGCACAGUUGUGGCAGCGCCUCUAGUGUUCAUUUCACCAGGAUACUGAGACGAAAUGCAGAAUGCGAUACGUAAAAGUCAGUCUGCAAAAAUGUAGUUAUAGUAACAUUCAAUCUAUGAGACUACGUUAAAAAAUCGUAUUGCAAAUUUGUGUUUAUAGAUGAAAGCGCCAGAUAUUUAUUUAUUCCUUUUUUAAAAUGUAUUCUUUAUUCACCUCCCUGAUUUCUGUGCUGUUCUCUCACCGGUACCAUUUUUACACACUGCACUCUGAUCAGUGUACAAACCAUGUUCAUCAGUCAGAAUGGCGAAUUAAAUCACAGAAUUCUGGAUAAAAAUAAUACUAAAAAUGCAACAUUGCAGUGGGUUAGAAACUGCUCAAACUCAUGUCGCGAUUUAAUUGCGUUUGCGAUUAGGUGCGCAGCCCCAGCGCUGUUGAACUCCAAAAAUAACAAAAACUACCAUAGAAGUAUAAUAAAAGUAUUCCAAAUGAUUAAUGAGAUUUGCAAGCUGUGGUUGAGAGUAAGAUUUUCAGUGAAUAACUGCUUAAAUUUUUGUCUAUUCCUCUCAGAAAGGCUUCAGAUGAUUUCUGUGGCACAUUUAUUGUGCUAUUUUGCCAUUUUCUAAGCUUGCCAGCUGCAUUCACAGUAAUCAUUUGGAAAAGAGCAACGUCAACACUCUGCUCGGUAGAAGAAAGAAAGUCAUGCAUGCUCGGAACAACAUUAGGAUGAGUAAAUUAUGACAGAAUGUUCACUUUUGGUGAACAAACCCUUUGAAUCUGUUGAUCCAUCAAAGCUUUACAUUUCUCCUUCAUGGAACCAUGUAAAUAACAGAACGCAGCUAUCGAAAGCAUUCAUAGAUUCAUUACUAGAACUCCCUUUACUUCUUAGCAGGGGGAAAAGUGUUUUAUAGGUGGAACAUGAGGAUAAAGCAAACAGAGCUCUGCAGAGUCUUAGGUGGAACAGUUUGUGUCGCAAUCUUAAGGCAUCCUGAGCUAAUGGAAAUAUCUGAAUGCGUCCUCCGCCUCACAAAUACUGCAGAAAUGACCUCCUAUCCUAUGAGAAUAAGGCAAUAAUGUUUUGGAAACAGAAGUGAUGUUUUCAGGAAAUUGCUGGCAAGGGUUUUGGGUCGCAUAAGCAAUGGAACUGUUGCCUAACAUGGCUGUAUGGUUGCCAGAGCGCCGUUUGAUCUGUGACAAACACUGUUACUUAAACUGUUGCGUCACGCCCUGUACCCCAAGAGAUGUGCUCAUGGGAGAGGCCCAAAUGGUUUGAGCACUACCACGUUGUAUGAAAUUAUUUUGGCAAGUGAAUUUUAUGUUGGCUACAUCAAGAUUUAAGUAUUUCAAUGCAAUAUGGAGGCUUACAGAGACAAUAUAUAUGUUGUCAUUAUGUAUUUUCCUAUGAUUGAUUUGCUGAAUUUGAUUCACGCAUGGUGAAUGCUCCGUCUUCAUUUUUCUCUUAUUGAGAUCAUAUUUGCUUAUACUGGUUUUCUCUCCUCCGCGAAGUCAAGACAUGUAUGAAGCAUGUCUGUUGAUCAUAUUUUUACCUUUGAUUAAAUAUAUUCUGUAUUUUCAGUCUGCUCUCAAGUUGCACUUUUUAUUUUUAUUUUUUAACUUGUCUUUUGUGCCACUUAUUCUGCUGUACAAUUUUUGGAAAUAAAAAUGAUUAUAACAAC